Messenger RNA from Hylaeus anthracinus, 4946 nucleotides. Its product is annotated as hemicentin-1-like. Gene Ontology annotation, biological process: synapse organization. The transcript has 8 exons. NCBI's taxonomy places the organism in Eukaryota, Metazoa, Arthropoda, Insecta, Hymenoptera, Colletidae. The record is from RefSeq and is a predicted model, not a curated record. Bases 946 to 1983 code for a protein of 345 amino acids. Gene Ontology annotation, cellular component: neuron projection membrane.
CAGGAAAUGCAAUAAUUAUUCAAAUUAAAAUGGGAACGAUUGCUCAGACAAUUUCAAUAUUACAAUACUUUAACAGAAAUCGAUUAGUAAAUUUAUUAAAUAUAAUAUCAAUAAUAAUUACCAACGUUAAAAUAAUAAUUAUCAUUACAAAAAUUAUAGCAAAGUUACAAGAUGAAUGUAAAUUACCAGUAAAAGAACCUCUCUUCGGCUCCCGGUAGCAGGGUUCUAUCGCGUGGAGAUAUCGCGAUGCGCAGCGGUAACUGCGAGCGUAACGUCGGCGCGUUAUUAAGAGAUAAAAAUGCAGUUAAAAACUAUUACCACGGGAACACCGACGCCCCGUGCCUCCCAGAAAAACUGCUACGGUGGUAGCUGCAAGAUUCCCGGAGGCUAUAUCCCCGCAGCUUUCGCCGGCGAGCGCAUCCUUAAGUAAAUGAGGUCUUAUCGCGCGGCCCUUUCACAGCCAACGGGGUUGGGCGGCCCGGUUGCAAAAACGUCAACGCUCCAACACACGUAUCGUAGCUCCCUGUUCUUAUCCCGCGAGUCUUGGCGCUUAUCUGCCAUCGUUCCACGGGAACAAACUACUCCGCCGUCGUAAAUAAACCCUGACCGCGCCGCGGAGUGAAAAGCUUCGCCGAGUGUACGGAACGAUCGAGUGCAAAGUGUUCAACGCGAGUGUUCGACGCGAUGAACCAACGAGAAGGGAGUUAAGGGAGUAAAGUUCCCCUUAGUCUCGUGAGCGUGGAACGUUCGAAAGUUCAGGGGUCGUUGCGAAGUCACCGUGAUACGUGUGAACAGGUCACGGGAAGGAAGGAAGGAAGUAAGGAAGGAAGGAAGGAAACCCGCUCGAGGAGGUGUUAUUAAAGUUCCUCUCCCACUGCUGGCGCCUUCCUGAUUCGAGGUGUAACGUUGGCGUUUACGUGGCCGGUGCGAAAACUAUGAGGCACGAUGAUGGGGCCAAGAAUCGGUGGCCUAUCGAGCGGGAAAAUGCUGGACUUCUGCCAGGAUACGCGUCAUGGUUGGACGGUGUUGCUGCUGGUUUACUUGGGCGUCUGCGCGUCCCUGCCUGUCACCAUUUCCUCCGCCCCAGUGCAAGUACGCCAAAUAUCGAAGGAGAGUCCGCAACGACGUCCGAACGACGCCAGUAACGACUCAACCGACGGAGAUGCGCCAGUGUUCGAACCUACGGCAGCGAACGUCAGCGCGUUCGUCGGUCAGACCGUCUACCUGCCCUGCCGCGUGCGAAAUUUGGGAGAUAAAGUGGUGUCCUGGAUGAGAAGCAAGGACCUCCACAUCCUCACGUCCGGGAACACGCCGUUCAGCUCGGACGCGAGGUUCGGGCCACAGCACACACCAGGAAGCGAUGCAUGGACCCUCAGGCUGGACAACGCGAGGAAGGGAGACUCGGGCAAGUACGAAUGCCAGGUGAACACCGAGCCCAAGAUGAUGUAUGCUGUCCAGCUCUCCGUGCGAGAUCCCGACAAGCCGGAGGGAUACGACGAGCCGCAUUCUCAACAGACGCGUAUAAGUUACGAGAGCACAGCACCAGUGGCGGCCAUAAUGGGUCCUCGGGAGCAGAGGGUGUCGUCGGGGUCGACGAUCACCUUGAGGUGCGUCAUAUUGUCCCCGUAUCAGACCCGGCCCAUCAGGGGCGUUCAAUGGCUACGGGAUAACAAACUCCUAACAUUCCAGGCUGCACGAGGCGGAAUAAACGUGGAGACCGAGAGAGGCUCGGCACGCACGGUCUCCGAAUUGACUUUGGCGUCGGUCACGACGAACGACGUCGGAAAAUAUUCGUGCAGACCGACGGAGGGACGAACGGACACCGUAAUGCUGAUCGUCGACCCAGGAGAACGUACGGAAGCCAUGCAACGUGACGCCGGAUACGUCUCUUCCGGAUGCGACGUCAGCCACUGGCCCGGGCUCCUACUUCCGUUCUCGUGGUUUCUAAUACUCGCGCGAAACAGCCAAACUUUCCUGCAAUAGCGCCACACCCCGACAGUAUUUCACGCUCGCUUCUCUGUUCUCCCGUUCCGGACGAGACAGAGAGGCCAGGCCGAGGAAGUACCUACAAAUUCGACCAAGCACGACUAGAUUGUAAGCUAGACACUGUAGACAUUAUUGACGAGAGCGCAACGUCGCGGGACCAGCGCGUUCGAGAGGUGACGCGGUUUUAUUUGGACUUUAAUUUUAGGAAGAGUGCGGCGAUGAAUUUCUUCAGGGAUCGUUGCACGCGUGAGCCGUUCAUUGCAGAAAUCGAUUUACUCCAACAGUCGCAUAAAAAUAUUAACGUCACUGACGAUUAUUUCUUGGCUAUUCUUUUUUAUCAAUUUCAUACACCGUUGGGUGAAAGAUACAUCUGUAUUUAUGCAUUUUAUAAUAUUUAUUUGGAUUUAUAUUGUAAAGAGAAUUUUAUGAAAAGCAAUGUACAUUAUUUCGUCGCAUUUCUCAACUUUUUUUUUUUAUGAAGCUAAUCAGUUUUUGCAAAGCCCGAGCGACGAAAUUCGCCGAAAUACAGCACUUUGUUCCCGGAGCAUCCAAAACUUUGCUGUCCCUGGAAAAACAAACGGCUUUUUUAUAAAUAAAUAAUACUCUGAGACACGUUCCAAGGAGAAUAUUACGGAGUUAAUAUCUUUGUGCAAUGAACGGCUUAUAUGUGAACCUUGAAUUGCUUUCUAAUCGUCUCCUCGCUGGGUCAAGUUUCGAUCGUAGUGUUGUACCUCUGUUUAAUUUCUCUUUAAACCUUCUUUCUUCUUUGAAUUAAUAUUAGCAUAGUUUAUGCUUUCAAUUAGAAACGUUUUCUAUCAGAAAUUUUUUUAAUUAUUUAAUAAAAGUAAAAUUUGACUGAGAACGAAUGGUUGUGGAAAUAUAAUUAAAGAAUUUUAUUACCGUGUACUCGAAUAAAAUUAUUUUACAUCAGUAAAUUAAACGUGGAAGUCUUUUCGUUUCAUGGAAAUUGUCGAUGGCAUCUGUAGUAACCCACAUAUGACUCGAGCCUUUCUGCAAUUAAUAUUCGACGAGUACGAGUGGCAAUCGAGCUCGGUUCAUUUGCGUGGCGCAAAAUAAAUCGAAAAACGAUGUAUCAGGAAGCGUUAAAAUAAUGUUUGCACUGGAACAACAUUUCCUUUCCUGGAUAAUAUCGAGUAAUUUAGCCGGUUAUUAAUAUUCGGUCUGGCUGCGUUCGGCCGGAAGUAGAAUAUGACUGUUGAAAUCAAUAAUGGUCACGUUUCGAUGCCGGAAUUAUUGAAACGUUAACGAAGUGAAAAACUUUACUUAUCGCUUUCGUGUAAUAGAUUCGCCCCUGGAGAUAUCACAAAAUUUGAUGAACCACUCUGUAUUAAUGACACCUACCUCACAUUUACUUGUUAUCUUCUUCGGGUAUAUAGGCUCAUACCGGUACUUUUAGUUUCGAGGAUGUUCGAACAAUUUAACGUAGAAUAAUUUGGUUAGAUGCAGAAGUUAAUUCUGGGCUUCUGUCAUUUAUGAUUCUAGUAUGAACAAAAAUAGUUGUUGAAUAUUCUGUUUCGACAUUCGGUUUUAAAAUUAUAUCUUCUCUCUCGUGACUGAUGGAAGAUUAAAAAUUACAUGAUCUACCUUUAUAAAUAAAUGUAAAGUUUACCUCGAAAAUACAUAGAAUUAAUUCCAACACCUAACACAAUACAAACUCUUCGUUCUCUGACAAUUUCACAUUGUACACAUCCACCAUAUUCUCCGCCAAAACUUUUCAAUAAUCUGUGUCUUAUAUUUACUUUUUUUUAUAACUAAUAUCAUCCACAGCACACUCGAGAUAUUCUGCUCGGCGUCCUCGCGUAAAAUUAUUAAGGAACGCGGUACCAGAGGGGGUGUAAUGAUGCAAUUGAGAGUCAAUUCGUCGGAAAAGUGGCCGCUAUAAAGGCGGCCGCGUCUUCGUCGUCGGUGAAUGUAUUUUUUCCGUAAAUAAUUCAGUAAGUGACCCCGCAAUGCUGCGUUUCAUCUCAACGCGCCGGAACGUCCUUUUCAAUUCACCGUUGCGAUUCACGGCGCUUCUUUGAGCGUCCCCCUUGAACCGAGUAGGAUUAAAGUGGCCGUGCCUGACGUCAAAGAAUGUGAAGAUUAUUUGAUAUCCAGCGCCUCGGCGCCGGUCGAUGCGUCUUGCGCGCUAAGGAACGCCAGCAUUAAUGAAAUCUUUCAGUCAUAAUUACGUUCGCGGAGCCCCGUGUAGAAGGGCUCUUCCGCGACUACGCGUGGAGCGUUGCAGGGUUGUAAAUAAUUAAGCGGUACCAAUUAGAACGAUAAUCACUAGAACGAGGAUGUUUAUGCAUUCGCUUUAUGAAAAAAUAACGAAUUUAUAUCGAUAACGUAACGUAACCAGGACGUAAGGAAAGAAAUAAAAACGUCGUAGUACUUCGAUCCGCGUGAUCUUUAUUUCGCGUCCGAAAAACGAAUGCCUUCUAACGCAACGGUCGGCGAUCGUCAUUUCUUUUCGUACGCUGCGCGUGUAACAAUACUCUUACAAUAAUUAAACGAGAAUAUCAACGCAGAUAAGAGUGAAAUUAUUACAUGCAUCUAAAUCCAUGGAAAUUUAACUGAUCCGAUUAAAUUUUUAUUGAAUUUUCUUCUUAAAAUUGUUUGCAGAAAUGAAGUAUGAAUAAUAGUUACGUUUAAGUUUCAAUUCACUUUCUUUACGUGCGAAAAUGUGAAUAUGCAUAAACAUCCGCACGCACAAUUUAUGACAAUUCUAGGAUAGUUAUUUAUUGUUAUGAUAUCUUUGUGACGAUUUGAGGUAUUUUAAGCAAACUUUAUAUAUAUACUGUAACGAUAUCUACGACAAAGUACAAGUACCGAAACAAUGUACCGAAGCCAUCCACGAAGAACUAACAAUGUAUUAUAAUUUAUUUUCUCCUUUGAAAAGUUGUAAUUUCUGUUUCUAAUAUAGUGACCGAGUUAUUCAAUAAAUGAAUAUAAUAAAU